AUGUUGAAAGCAAGGUUUGAAGCAUCUGGUAAUGAAAAGCCUGAAACACAAACUCCAAAACCAAAUGUAAAUCCUAAAGUAACACCUGGGCCUCCGCCACCUAUUAAGAAACCUGGAUUUGGAAAUCCUAGCAUACCUUCAAAGCCAAGAAACUCUGGUCUAGGCCCUCCGAUGCCUACAAAACCUUGGGCGAAAAAGCCUGAAAAUAUGUCACCACCAACUACAAAUAGACCUUUAUCAACAAAAAGUAAUAUAGACAUGCCUAAACCAAGGAAAUCAGAAUCAAAUGAUGAUGAUACUGGGGCACAUAAAGUAAGUGACUUAGCAAAUGUCCUUAAAGCAAAGUUUGAAAAUAGACAAAAUGUAGGGGAUUCACCUGGAAAUGAAAUAGGUCAAAGGGCAAGUAAACCAUUACCACCUUCAAAAGCUGCAAUUAAACCAUUCCAGAAACCAGCACGGCCAUCCACCCCUCCAUCACCAAGGAGCAAUUUACGAAAAAAUCAAGGGAGACAACUUCCUUCUCCACCUAUUGCAAGAUCAAAUUCCUCUGGAAUCAAAGAUAAUGAAGGUUUGGAUCCCAAAAAAUAUUCAUCCCGCCCACUGCCACCACAACCAAAUCCUCCAGUUAAGAUGGACACAACAAGCAAACCCGCAGGGAAGGUAUUCCCAGCAUUACCAGUUAAACCAAAGUCUCCAGGUCCAGCAGCUCAUUUCAGAAGGGCAGAUUCAAGUGACGGUAGUGAUUCUAAUGAUGAUUCUAAACCGGUUGGAGUUUCUAAUCUUGCAAAUGCAUUAAAAGCAAAACUUGGUGUUAAAGGGCCUGUUGUUGAAGAAAGCUCUUAUCUCACACCAGCUGAUGAAGAGGUUAUAAAUAAUCUUAAAAGUGAUUCUGACAUUGAAAAUAACAAUGUAGGUAGUGAUAAUCUGUACACUGCUAUUGCUGAUUUUGCAGGACAUAAUGAGGGAGAGAUAAGACUUGUGCAAGGCCAGCAGGUUGAACUUUUAGAAACUGCAGAGGGCUGGUCAUAUGUAAGUAUUGGAGGAAACGAAGGCUGGGCACCAUCCACUUAUUUAGAGAAAGUAGGGCCUGGAACCAGUGAGGAACCAGGCAGUUGGACUGGUUCACAGUCUCUCAGUACAACACAGACUGUCUUUAAAGCUAAUGCGGAAUUUAUAGCAGAAAAUGAUGGUGAAUUAAGUGUAAGUGAAGGACAGGAUGUGAAUGUGUUAGACAAAGAGGAUCCAGACUGGUGGUUUGUUGAAACUGCAGGAAAUGAAGGUUGGGGUCCCAGCAUCAUAUAUUGA
Ruditapes philippinarum (Manila clam) is the source of this 1305-nucleotide messenger RNA. Its product is annotated as SH3 and PX domain-containing protein 2A-like. Bases 1 to 1305 code for a protein of 434 amino acids. NCBI's taxonomy places the organism in Eukaryota, Metazoa, Mollusca, Bivalvia, Venerida, Veneridae. The record is from RefSeq and is a predicted model, not a curated record. Gene Ontology annotation, molecular function: protein binding; superoxide-generating NADPH oxidase activator activity. The transcript has a single exon. Gene Ontology annotation, biological process: superoxide anion generation.